This is a messenger RNA of Octopus bimaculoides (California two-spot octopus), 1798 nucleotides long. Its product is annotated as short/branched chain specific acyl-CoA dehydrogenase, mitochondrial. Lineage: Eukaryota; Metazoa; Mollusca; Cephalopoda; Octopoda; Octopodidae. Gene Ontology annotation, molecular function: acyl-CoA dehydrogenase activity; flavin adenine dinucleotide binding. Gene Ontology annotation, cellular component: mitochondrion. The record is from RefSeq and is a predicted model, not a curated record.
UUUUUUUUCGUUGCAGUUAAUGGGAAUAGAUAUUGAUCCAAUAUAUGGUGGCACUGGCUCAUCAUUCUUUGUUGCUAACCUGGUGAUAGAAGAACUGGCUAAAGUUGAUCCAGCAGUUAGUGCUAUGGUGGAUGUACACAACACGGUUGUCAAUGCUGUAUUUCGAAGUCAUGCUUCCCCAGCUCACAAAGAAAAGUACUUGCCUCGAUUGACAAGUGAUACGGUUGGAAGUUUCUGUUUAUCAGAACCAGGAGCUGGUUCCGAUGCUUUUGCUUUGAAAACAUCAGCUGUGAAACAAGGCGACUACUAUAUUAUUAAUGGCAGUAAGAUGUGGAUUACGAAUGCUGAACAUGCUGGUGUGUUUUUAGUGAUGGCAAAUGUCAAUCCUGAAGCAGGUUAUCGAGGUAUCACAUGCUUUAUAGUUGAAAAAGACACUGAAGGGUUAACAGUGGCCAAAAAAGAAGACAAAUUAGGAAUCCGAGCAUCCAGCACUUGUAUGGUUCAUUUUGAUAAUGUAAAGGUACCAGAAGAAAACAUACUUGGAACUAUUGGCCAUGGUUAUAAAUAUGCUAUAGGUAUUCUUAAUGAAGGAAGAAUUGCCAUUGGAUCUCAGAUGAUUGGUCUGGCAACUGGUUGUCUAGCUCACACUAUUGAUUAUGUUAUGCAACGAAAGCAAUUUGGACAAAGUAUAUGGAAUUUCCAGUCCAUGCAGCACCAAAUAUCCCGCGUUGCUAUGCAGAUUGAAGCUGCUCGACUCCUUGUUUACAAUGCUGCCAGAAUGAAGGAAGCUGGUCUCCCUAUUAUGAAGGAAGCAGCUAUGGCAAAGUUGUUUGCAUCUGAGGCAGCAACAGAAACUACAUCAAAGUGUAUAGAGUGGAUGGGUGGAGUUGGUUUUACAAAAGACUACCCUAUUGAAAAAUAUUUCAGAGAUUGCAAAAUUGGUACUAUUUAUGAAGGAACGUCAAAUAUUCAACUGAACACUAUAGCCAAAUGCCUUGCAACUGAAUACCAAUCGUAAGAACCAAGAAACUUUCUUUAGUUCAAUCUCACCAAGAAACUGCAGUUUUUGAAUCAACUAUUUUCUCUCACUUGAGUUACACCACUUGGUUUUAAUUUAGAAACUAUAUGUCUACAACGAUAAAACAGAAAUGGGUUGUAACCAUUAAAAAAAAACAAUCUAUUUAAAUCUACACAUCUCAAAAGAAGUCUCUUGUGGAAGUGAGAAACAAACCAGUUUGUUAAAUUAUAAAUGAGACUAGUAAUGAUGUUUCUUCAGUGGUUGCUACUUGUUCACUGUUACAUAUUGUAGAGCAUUGAACCUCAUAGUUUUGUUCCUAGGUGUUCUGAGUUCAAACCUUGCAGCCUUCUGUGUAGCAGUAACAUGCCAGAUCAAAAAUAUAUAAAAAAGUAUAUAUCAGAUCCCUGUAAAAAAAUUCACUUAUGUUUAAUAAUGGUAUAUUUACAGGUUAGGUGGAAGAAACUGCAAAAUGUUAAGACUAAGAUAUUUAUUAUUUAAUGUUUUGAACUCAAUUCCAGCUGAAAUUAAUGUUAACUUUCAUCUCUCCUACUCCGAGUCUUUGAAGCAAUUUAAUAAUAUGCUGCAGUCAGUUCCUACUAAAAAACUAGACCUGUGAUGAAUCAAAUUCAAUCAAUGCAAUAUAAAUUAGAAUUUCUUAAUUCCAAUUGAUAGGAAAAUAAAGUUGUGUACGUUUGUUACUCUUGAAUAUAUAUAUUUUUUGCAAUUACCACAAGAAUGGUCAGCCUUGUAAAAUAAAUAAAAUUUACUCCAACAACAUUA